AUGGUGUACUUAUUGAAGUCUCAUGAGAAUCGUCUUUGUAGUUUAGUUGAAAGCUUUGAACAGAAACAGAUCGAACAAAUGAAUUUUCAUUCUAAAAGCUUUGAGUAUGAAAUUCAAAAGCUUCGUGAUGUUUCGAAGGAGCGUCAUGAUCUUUUUUUGGAACAAGUGACAAAGAUGAAACAAUUUGUGGAUUUUAAGGUGGCUGAACUUAUGUACGAGAUAGCUAAAGAGGUGGGAAAGAUGGAGAAGAAUUAUACUUUGUUGCAUAGCAAAGUGGAUGUUGUUGCAACUGCUAUCACAAAUUUGGUUGAAUUCAAUACUGACUAUUCGACCAAGCUUGAAGAAAAAUCAGAGAAGGAUACCUAG
Molecule: messenger RNA, 366 nt
Organism: Lactuca saligna
Lineage: Eukaryota; Viridiplantae; Streptophyta; Magnoliopsida; Asterales; Asteraceae
Source: the annotation of a GenBank genome assembly